ACUGCUGUCAGGCCACCAAGGAGCCCAGGUUGGGGGAUGGCCAGUCAUUGCUUUUCCAAGAGACUGAAAACAUUGAUAUAGAAAUGUUCUGCAGGAGGCAAUUUGACAGCAAUAGGAUUUUCCAGACACCAGGAGAGGCGAUGUUUCAAGUUGGAGGCCUCCUUGUCUUCUGCGGGCUGCUGGCCCGGACCACAGCCCUGCUUGACGGCCUGCCUCUGCGCCUGGACCCAGCUCUGCCUCUGGCUGCGAUCCCAGCUUUGCCCUCAGUUCCCUCAGAUCUCGUUGGAAGCUUGACAAGUGCUCUCAGCAAUGGCUUGCUCUCUGGGGAUCUGUUGGGCACCCUCAAAGGCCUUCCACUCCUGGACACCCUGAAAGCUGCAGGAGGCUCUUCCAGUGGCCUGCUUGGGGGCCUGCUAGGGACAGUGACUUCAGUGAUCCCUGUCCUGAACAGCCUCGCUGAGGUGAAGGUCACUGAUGCCCAGCUGCUGGAACUUGGCCUUGAGCAGAGCCCUGAUGGUCACGGUCUCUACGUCACCAUUCCACUGGACCUGAUUGUCGAUGUGAAGACGCCCCUGGUUGGAAGUGUGUUGAAACUGGAUGUGAAGCUGAACAUCACUGCAGAACUCUUAGUUGUGAAAGAUGAGCAGGGAAGGUCCCACCUGGUCCUUGGUGACUGCACCCACUCCCCUGGCAGUCUGAAAAUCUCCCUGCUUGAUGGACUUCUCCCCCUCCCCAUGAAAACCCUUAUUGACAACCUCACUGGGAUCCUGAAUCAAGUCCUUCCUGAACUGGUACAGGGCAGGGUGUGCCCUCUGGUCAAUGAAACUCUCAGUCACCUGGAUGUCACCCUUGUGCACGACGUCAUCAACAUGUUGACCCUUGGACUGCAAUUUGUCAUCAAGGUCUAAGCCUUCCAGCAAGGGGCCCGGCCUCUGCUGAGCUGGUGGGUGCUAUUGGAACCUUUUUCGGCUGCUUGACCCACUCCCUGUCCAGCUUCCCAGCGUCCACAGAGGCUGACUCGUGUCCUGAAAAAAGACAUGGCCACAGUUUAGGGACCAAAGAGGCCUUUUCUCUGUGGCACCUGCACCCCUCCUUGCCAGCCAAGCAUGUGCUACAUUCCAUGUUCCUCAUCAAAUAAACUCCCUCUUCUCUGCA
Messenger RNA from Choloepus didactylus (southern two-toed sloth), 1155 nucleotides. RefSeq names its product BPI fold containing family A member 1 (gene BPIFA1). Gene Ontology annotation, molecular function: lipid binding. The transcript is spliced from 10 exons. The coding region runs from base 84 to 908 and encodes 274 amino acids. Gene Ontology annotation, biological process: innate immune response; antimicrobial humoral immune response mediated by antimicrobial peptide; negative regulation of single-species biofilm formation in or on host organism. Lineage: Eukaryota; Metazoa; Chordata; Mammalia; Pilosa; Megalonychidae. The record is from RefSeq and is a predicted model, not a curated record.